Molecule: messenger RNA, 4928 nt
Organism: Vicugna pacos (alpaca)
Lineage: Eukaryota; Metazoa; Chordata; Mammalia; Artiodactyla; Camelidae
Source: RefSeq, a predicted model, not a curated record
CACUCCCCGACUUCCGGGUCGCGGUGAUUGCAGGGAACGCGCGGCGAGUAGCGUCGUUUCCGUUGCCGGCGGUUUGCAGUUGGGGGAAACUGAGGCAGCUCCAGCUUUUCCCCCUAGUUCUUCCGCUCCCGUGAGGAAAAAAAAAUGUUUAUUUCUUUGUGGGAGUUCUUCUAUGGGCACUUUUUUCGAUUUUGGAUGAAAUGGCUCUUACGACAGAUGACUGGAAAAUGUGAAUUGCAGCGAAUUUUUGAUACCUAUGUAGGUGCACAAAGGACACACAGGAUAGAAAAUUCCUUGACAUGCUCCAAGAAUAAGAUUUUACAGAAAGCGACACAUGUUGUUCAGAGUGAAGUGGACAGAUGUGUAGAAGAUAUAAUGAAGGAAAAGAAUAUUAACCCUGAGAAAGACAUCAGUUUUAAAAUCUGCAUGAAGGCAUGCUUACUGCAGAUAUCCGGUUAUAAACAGCUCUAUCUGUCUGUAGAGAAUGUGAGAAAAAGGCCGUAUGAUUCCGAUAACCUGCAACAUGAAAAGCUCCUUCUCAAGCUUUGGAAUCUUCUAAUGCCCACGAAAAAGUUGAAGGCCAGAAUCUCCAAGCAGUGGGCUGACAUUGGUUUCCAGGGUGAUGAUCCCAAAACAGACUUCAGAGGCAUGGGCCUGCUUGGAUUAAUCAAUCUUGUAUAUUUCAGUGAAAAUUAUACCAGUGAAGCUCAUCAGAUUCUUUCCCGUUCAAAUCAUCCAAAAUUAGGGUAUUCUUAUGCAAUAGUUGGAAUCAAUCUUACAGAGAUGGCUUAUAGCUUGCUGAAGAGUGAUGCUUUGAAAUUUCACCUCUAUAACUUUGUUCCUGGAAUGCCAACAAUGGAACACUUUCAUCAGUUUUAUUGAUCUUUGAAAAACUGGAAAAUAAUGGAAGAUUAUCCAAGAGUGUUUUGUAUUUCAGUUUAUAUAUUUGCUAAUUUAAAAACUUCAGUGAGGCAGUUUUUUACAUGUAUGCAAAUGUAGGAUUUACGCAGUUUUUCUGUGGGCAUCCUUUUUCCUGUCAACUAUAAAGUGACUUUUUCUUCUUGUGUACUGGUUAGUGAAUGCUGUGAGUCAAGGAUAGAUCAUUUGGUUACUCUUGUGAGGGAUUUAAUUUAAAGGAGCUUCUCACACAUAUUCUCCCCACCCCACACCACCUUAUUUCAAGGCCAGGUUUUCUUGUGGUAAGUUACUUAAUAACUUUUCCUAAAGCAAUCAUAUCACCACUAUUCUAUUAACUUUUAUUGUGAUGUUUGAUCCCUGAAGUUUUAAUUGAAUAAACCCAUUUUCUGAAGAUAUUGCUCAGAAGCAAAGAAUUCAUACCUAGCUUGGCUUCAUAUUCUACUUUUUCUUGAUCUUUUUGUGUCUUUAGAAGGUUUUUUGCAUGUUGGUAGGAUAUAGGAAAGCACUUAGAUAAUAAGUGGCCAGACCAUAACUUCUUCAGCUCCAUUCUUGAAGGAGUCAUCCAGGUCUCUCUUUCUCACAACCACCUCUGCCCUUACUUAAUCUUUAAUUCUGGGUUUGUCUAAAUCCUAAAUUUCUCUUGCAUUUGUCUGCUUUUGCCCAUUCCCAUUGUAACUGCACAACAUUAGGCCUUUGUUACUAGGUUACUGUAAUAAUCUUUUCCCCAGUCUUUCAAUGAUGACCCUCUUCUAGAUCUCCAUACUGAAGGUAUAGUUACUUAAAAUGAAAAUCUAGUCACUUUCUUUCAUCUCGUUGCUGGGAACUGGUCCCUAUACUAGUCUUGUUUGAUUUCCUCUCCUAAAUCUCUCACUGACUUUUAGCACAGUGCCUAAACUCCCGGGACUUUGCUAACUGCCUCCAGAUAUUUGUUGUCUCCACAAAAUACAUGCUUGUGUAAUGCUGCCCAUCAAACAUAAAGCAAGUAUAAAAAUAAACAAGCAAAAAACUCCUCCCCCCCAAAUUAAGCAUUUUAUUAUAUUUACAUAAAUAUAGGAGAGUGAUAGGUAGAAAAGCAGUACAAAAUGAUCUCUGUCCUGUAAUUCUUCCCCCUGCAAAUGGGUAACUGGGACAUCUUUGGGCGCUGUUGCUUCUAGUGCCCUCAACACCAACAUGGUUUGGCUCCUGACUAGGAGGAGCAUCAAAGUAAUAUCUGAGAUUGAAAGGUCAUUAUAGGACCUUCUCAGUUGCCUUGUUUCUGUCAGUCAGAUCCACAAGAGCUGUGGGUCAUCCUGGAAACAGUGAAGCUUAUGUUUUUCAAAUUUCUUAAAACAUUUAAAGCAAAAACACAGACACACACGUAGACACACACACAUCCAUUAUUUAUGCAGUAGUUCCCCCUCCACCCACAAAUUGAUUUUUAUACCCUUUACCAGUAAAGUUUCAUGUCUUAAUUAAGCCUCUGCUUUUCUUAGAAGAGGCCUAUCUUCUAACUAGAAAAUAGUAUGAAAACCUAAUUUUUUGAACAGACAUACCCUUUUUUGUUGAGGGACUGAGCCCAAUUCGUUUGUACAGAUCUGUUCCAAGGUCAUAGUUUCUGUCCAGAAGAAAGAGCUAAAAAGAGAUUAGUUUUCACAGUUUUUAUUUCCCUGUGAUCUGUCUCCAUUUCCCCUUUCCCCCUUUAUCCCUCCUGCCAUUUUGUUGUUGUUGUUCUCUGUGGGCAAGACUGGAUGCAGUGAGUGGUAAUGUAGCUUCUUGGCUCCAUCAUCACCUUGUGUACAUCUGAUAUGUAAGCAGAUAGUCACUCAUCCUGGGAAGUCACUGACCAUUGGUUUGGUGCUUCCAAAAAAAUAAUACCUCAAAUUUGUAUAACAAAAAGUUAUGACUAGUAACAACUUUACUGAGGUAUAAUUUAUAAACCAUAAAAUUUACCUAGUUUAAGUGUACAAUUCAGUGAGUUUUAAUACAUUUACUAAGUUAUACAACCGUUACCAUAAUCCAGUUUUAAAGCAUUUUUACCACCCCAGUAAGAUCCCUCACACCAGGUUACAGUUAAUCCCUGUUUCUUUGGUUCUCCUAUUUUUAAUCCCUGUCAGAAAACCUGAAAUUCUCCUGGGGCUUUGAUUAGGGGCAGUAGAAGCAUAUAGGGCAUUUUAAGUUUAGAAAUUUUGUUUGGUGUUUCUACUAAGUCUGAUGUUUUAAACCUCUUAGAGUCAAAAGGACAAUAGAUGUGCUUUAUGGAAACAACUCUUUUCUGUCACUUUCUGCAAAGCUUUAGGAGUUUUAUGCCAUGUAUGGGCCUGCCAGCAUUCUAGAAUUUUGGUAUUAUCUCUUGUAGUUUCCUGAGGUCUCAUUAAAUCAACUUAACCAUUACAGUCUCAGUUUUUUGAUUCAGUCUUUUUCUGACACCAAUUUACAUUUUAACAACUUCACCCUGAAGCAAGUAAUUUCUGAUAUUUUACUGUUGAGUUUAUUCCAGACCUGUAUCAUCAUUUGAAUAGGUAAUGAAAAGCAAUUUAAAGGACUUAAAAGAAUGGUAAAGAGCUAAAGCUGAUAGCCAGAAAUACUCAAACAAAUUGUAUUCUAUAAAAUUUAGGUGGAUGUUUGACUUUUCAUACUACCUAGAACAUUACUUUCCAAAGUUUUUAAUUGUAAAUCCCUAUCAGUGUAUUGGGCAUGGGGGUAGGGGAGACCACAAACUCCAUCCAAACCUGGAUUAGUAAUUUCUAUAGAUGUACUAUUGUCCUGAUGUAUACAUAAAAUAAAUUUAGAAUGAGAUAAAUAUUUAAAGUAUUAGUUAAAAAUAAUUACAAGAUUAGCAUUCUCAGCUUGUCUUUUGGGAACAGGAAGCAGAUGGCACCCCUCUGCUCAAAGAGGCCUUAUUCUUUGAUUUUGUCACAUGUCCUGGUUGAUAAAAAUCCAUUUUAUCAUAUAUCAGGGGAUUAAUCUGAACUCUCUCUUAAGUUGACCUUAUGAAGUCAUAUUUCAGUGUUGAAAUGUCAUGGUUCUUAACUGUUAAUGUUUGCUUUAGGACUAAUGUUUUCAAAUGGAUUUUCCAUUCAUUUCAUACUAGGCUAUUAUGAUAGUCUAGCCACACUUCUGUGUAAGGUUACUGGCUUUAUCCCCCUGUUUAUCUGAACUAAGUCAUUUCUAUCCCUUCUUGAACAGCCUUUCAGAAGGGGGAAUGAGAUUCUGAUGGAAACAAAGUCUAAUUUAUAACAUAAUAGAGACCACUUGCAAACUAUGUGAUUUGGGCAAGUCAUUUAACCUCUUUUGCUUCUCUGUUUCCUCUUUGCAAAAAUGGGGAUUAUACCAUAGUGCAUCACAAGAUUGCUGUGAGAGUGAAUGAGCAUAUGGCGAGGACUGUAGUAGCAUUUGUUAAAUAAUUAAAUUCAUACAUUUGGUUGAAUCCAAAUAAGGUUUAGGAGUGCUUUUAAAAUUCACAUUUUUUUUGUUGUGGUAAAUAUGUCUAUUUAUGUAUUUAUUUUCAUUAAAUGCUUUUAACUGAGCAUUAAUUUAACUACUGUAAUAAGGAUAUUGAAAAAAUAUUAAGCGUAUUUAGAGUUCAUGUAUUCUUUUUUUAAAGAGACAGUGCUGAUAGUUCAUUGAACAAAGCAGAAAUGACUCAGAUUUAUAAAUCAAGUAGAAAACAGCGCCUCUGUACUUCACCCUCGUCCAACAUUUUUUUGUAGUUUCAGGCUUCUAGGGAUAACUUUUUUUCCUAUUCUCAAGAUAUCCUUUGACAGUAUCUCUUAAAUUUAAGGGAUUUUGUUGACUUUUUGAGACAAAGAGUAAAUGUUCACUAGAUAUGUUAUUGAAAUUGCUAUUUAUCUUGAACAUACAAAAAUAUUUCCUAUGAAGUUCCUCAGGUUUAUAGUAGUUUAAUAUGGUUUCUGAUUAUUGAAUCUUAAUAUGGAAUUUAAAGGAUGGUUAUAUACUUUUGAAAUGAGAUGGUUGGAUGUGAUUUCCCUAUUGAGCACUAUAUUUGUGUGUAUGUGUUUCUUUUCUUUUAA